Nicotiana attenuata is the source of this 1454-nucleotide messenger RNA. Its product is annotated as cell division cycle 5-like protein. The transcript has 3 exons. NCBI's taxonomy places the organism in Eukaryota, Viridiplantae, Streptophyta, Magnoliopsida, Solanales, Solanaceae. Bases 252 to 1454 code for a protein of 400 amino acids. Gene Ontology annotation, cellular component: Prp19 complex; spliceosomal complex. Gene Ontology annotation, biological process: mRNA splicing, via spliceosome. The record is from RefSeq and is a predicted model, not a curated record.
UUGGAAUUCAUCGGAAGAUUAUAAUAGUGCAAUCUCAUCAGCUUCAGUACUGAAGGAAGUUCGAAAAAUCCCUCUCGUCGGAGACCGACAAACGCCGCCAUGCCAUAAAUCGGAAAAUCCUAUCCUCACCGGCGUAUAGAUUUUAGCACAUUCAAACACUAAAAGCUCCGCGCGAGCUUAUCUUUUGAGUUAGCUUUCGAAACCCUAGAUUACUCCGAGUCUCCCUUGGGAGGCUGAAAUAAUCAGCAAAAAUGAGGAUUAUGAUAAAGGGAGGAGUAUGGAAGAACACGGAGGACGAGAUUCUAAAGGCGGCGGUGAUGAAGUAUGGGAAAAAUCAAUGGGCUCGUAUUUCUUCUUUACUCGUUCGAAAGUCUGCAAAGCAGUGUAAAGCUCGCUGGUAUGAGUGGCUCGAUCCUUCCAUUAAAAAGACUGAGUGGACUAGAGAAGAAGAUGAGAAACUUCUUCACCUUGCAAAGCUCAUGCCUACUCAGUGGAGGACUAUUGCGCCAAUUGUUGGCCGUACACCAUCCCAGUGCCUUGAACGCUAUGAAAAGCUUCUCGAUGCAGCUUGUGCCAAGGAUGAAAACUAUGACCCUAAUGAUGAUCCAAGAAAAUUGAAGCCUGGAGAGAUUGAUCCUAAUCCAGAAUCAAAGCCUGCUCGUCCUGAUCCUGUUGAUAUGGACGAGGAUGAGAAAGAAAUGUUGUCUGAAGCACGGGCUCGGUUGGCAAACACAAGAGGUAAGAAGGCUAAAAGGAAAGCUAGAGAAAAGCAGCUUGAAGAGGCUCGAAGGCUUGCUUCCUUACAGAAAAGGAGAGAACUGAAGGCUGCUGGAAUAGAUGCCCGUCAAAGGAAGAGAAAAAGGAGAGGAAUUGAUUACAAUGCUGAAAUACCCUUUGAAAAGAAGCCUCCUCCAGGUUUCUAUGAUGUUGCUGAGGAAGACCGUCCUGUAGAGCAACCUAAGUUUCCAACUACCAUUGAAGAACUAGAAGGUGAAAGGAGAGUCGAUAAGGAAGCUCGUCUAAGAAAGCAGGAUAUUGCAAGGAAUAAAAUUGCAGAAAGGCAGGAUGCCCCUACAGCCAUAUUGCAUGCAAAUAAACUUAAUGAUCCAGAAGCAGUGAGGAAGAGGUCGAAACUCAAUCUUCCUGCACCACAGAUUCCAGAUCAUGAAUUGGAGGCCAUAGCAAAGAUAGGUAUUGCCAGUGAUCUACUAGGGGGUGAUGAACUAUCCGAAGGGAAUGCUGCAACACGUGCUCUUCUUGCAAAUUAUGCCCAGACACCACAGCAUGCAAUGACUCCUAUGCGAACACCUCAAAGAACCCCUUCAACUAAGCAAGAUGCCAUUAUGAUGGAAGCAGAAAAUCAACGAAGAUUGACUCAGUCUCAGACACCAUUACUUGGAGGGGAUAAUCCUAUGUUGCACCCCUCAGAUUUUUCUGGUGUCACUCCUAACUAA